AAGAGCUUCAGCAACAAGGACAAUUAACUGUUGAGAAGCUAAAGAAGCAUGUGAGCAACUACUGGAUCAUGGCAAGAACCGGAAGCCCCCAAUUCAUGACAGCUUGUUCUGCUACAACCGCUGCUUCUGGGGAUUCAGAAAAGCAACACAAAUUCUCCACUUUGCAUCUCCUUACACCCCAUGUGACAUAUCGCAUACCACCACUUCCUCUCCCUUGAACUAACAUAAUCAUGAGUUACAACUCUGACGAUUAUCUGAAACUUGUGGACAGUGUUGCGUCGUGGAACAAUAAUACAGCACAAUACCUGGCUCACUUGUGGAUUUCAUCAUACCAAGGGGAUCAGCAAAACAGGUACAGCAAACCUAUGCCAUGGAUUGGGAUGUAUAUCGCAUUAGCAUCUCUGUUUUGUAUCAUUGCAAUGGUGGCUGAUUUAUUACAUGGUUUCCGGAGGAAAACGCUAUGGUUUCCGUGUAAAUACUUCACUCUGAACUCUGCUUCUCUCACUGUGAUAGCUGUUGCAAUAAAGCUGCCCAUGGAUCUAUCUACUCUAAUGCCAAGUUACAUGGACCAGGCUACAAAGCUUGGAAGCUUGGGCUUUAUGUGCACCAUGAUGAGUAAUUUAUUGCCUUCUCUAGCAACCAUGGAUAGCAAGGAACUUAUCCCAAACGUCAUAUCUUUGGCUGUUCUCGUGAUUACCUUGGUUGUGAAUAUUUGCAUUCAACUAAACACCGGAGCUCUCUUCUAUCAUGUAGUAGAUGAUGGUGCGGGGUUUGACCUUCAUGGUUAUGUGAAAAGUUUACCAUCCUACGUACCUGAUAGACACAACAGAUUUACAGCAGCCAUUUAUGUGGGUAUGUUACUCAUGUUGCUCACAAUAUAUGUAUGUUCAGCUCUAGCAAUUCUGAAGUCCAAACAGAUUCUAGAAUCAAAAUACCAAGCCACUCAUGAUAAAGCUAUAAACGAUCAAUAUUUGCAACAAGAAGGAGAAUUAACUGUUGAGAUGCUAAAGCAGCAUGUGAGAUAUUACUGGAUCAUGGCAGGAACUGGAAGCUCCCAAUUCAUGGUAACUUGCUCUGUUACAACCUCUGCUUCAGCGGUAAUAUGUGCUUCAAGCGUUGUCUUACACAUUCUUCUUUUACUUUUUUAUGUUGAAAAUCUAUGGGACUAUAAGUCGGAUUAUAAGUGGUCAAUGCCAGUGAUUCUCAUAAUACAGUUUUUUGGAAUCAUAGUGGGUACAAUUUCCCCACUUUCUAGAUGUUUUUCAGCCUUUAUCUUUAAGGUGUCCAUGAAACGGUUUCAGAACCAUAUCAAGAUCACUAAAGUAGAAAGCUACUGGACUGAGAAGCUAUAUGAUUGGAAACAGAGUAGCAUACCAUUCCCAUCUAGUAGCCGCAAUUGCAAGAUUGUCAUGGUUAACCUCAAAAUCAUAAUUCUCAAUAUUUGUAUAGGAUUUCAGAUGACAGUCGUGGUAGCAUGCAAGAUCAUAGCAGUGGUUACAUUUUUCGUUGUGAUAUGUGUCUUUUAUUGUAUCCGUUGUUGGAAGUGGUUAAAAGCCAUGUUUUGCACCGUGCCGAGAGAAAAGCCUGAGAGGCAUCUUAGCGGGUAUGUUUUGCAACUGCAAGACGACAUCGAGUUUGCUAACAGAACAUUGAAAGGCAUGUUAAAAUCUGUGAAUCACUUAAUCCAAAAGGCAGAAAAACGGCAACCCAAAAAUCUUAUGAAGCUUCUAGCAGAAUCCAGAGGUUUUGAUGGAGUUGAAAAGUUUGACAGCCAUCGUGUUCAACCUUUACUUUCGGAAGAAUAUCUGAAUUGUUGGAGUUUGUCAUUGGUAACUCUCACAUCCAUCGCCAUGUCUCUUCCGAACAUCCAAAAGAACAAAGUCGAUUGGUUGGUGAGUGGUGUGAGUGAAGGUCUUGUAUAUGUCAGACUUGUGGAAGAAUGCCUGAAUGCUACUGAUAAUCAUGUAAGCAUUCAAAAGGCGGCUAAAACUUUGUGGGUAGAAGUUGAAGUCUACCACAAGUGGUUAGGACACAAGCUACCAAAACAUAAGCCUAAAGUGAAUACACCGGGAUAUAUUCUUCAAUGGUUAAGGGAUACAGCUAAGAACAAGGCCAAUGAGGUGGAAAGCCAAGAUGAUAAUUCCAUAUACAAGUUUAUUUGUGCCAAUUCAAUGUAUCGUAUCACCGAAACAAUCCUGCUCUCAUACCACGAGAACAUUGACGAGAUUAGCCAAGAGGAACUAUUUGCAGAGUUAUCAUCAAUGAUCGCUGAUAUAUUCGCUGCUUGUCUCACCAACUUACCUCAAGUCAUUGCAAUGAAAUGCCAUCAAAAUGCCAUAGAAAAAAGGGAGGCGAGUGUCCAAGCUGCAGCCCAACUUCUUGGCGAGACUACACAGAUAAUCAACAGCCUUCAAGUUCGUGAACUUCCAAGAUUGAAUCCAGACGAGUUAGCGUUUAUUGACAAGUGGCGUGCUUACUUACACUACAAGAAAAAUCAUGAAUAGCUACGGAAAAUUUUUACGGAAUCAAAAUCCGUAGCAAUUUUAGUACGGAAUAUGCUACGAAAUGGCUUGUCGUAGCUAUAAUGCUACCUAAACGGUUACAAAAUUGCAUUCCAUAGCUAAAUCCUAAAUAGCUACAUAAAGUUUCUACGGAAUUAAGAUCCGUCGCUAUUCUACUAUGAAAUAUGCUACAAAAUGGUUGGUCGUAGCUAAUUUGCUACGAAAAUUGCUACGGAAUUGCAUUUCGUAGCUAAAUCAUGAAUAUUUGUUACGAAAUUGAAACUCGUAGCUAUUUUACUAUAAAAUAUGCUACAUAAUUUUUGGUUGUAACUAGUUCGUUAUGGAACUUAUUAUAGAAUUCAUAUUCGUAGCUACCUGGCUAGAAAAUUCGCUACAGAAUCAAAAUUUGUAGCUAGUUAGCUACAAAAUUGAAAUCCGUAGUUAUUUUGCUAUGAAAAUUUGCUACACAAUAAAAUUUUGUAGUUAAUCUACCAUGAAAUUUGUGACAAAAAGAUUAAUCGUAGUUAUGUGUCAAUACGACCGGUUUCGGAAUUUGCAAAAUAACUAUGAAAUCAAAAUCUGUGGCUAUUUCUCUACGAAUUAUUCCGUAGUUAAAUAGCUACCUAAUAUAUUUCCCGUAGCAAAAUAUAUAAAAUUAUUUUAAAUGGAAACUAGUAAAAAUCUUAAAAUAAAAGAAGAAAAUGAUAUCUUUAAAUUAUGAUUUUCUCUUAAUUACCUAAAUAAAAACUAUAUAUAUUACGUUUCAUUAUUUACUUUUACUUAAGCUACUUUUCCCCAAAUCAUCACAUUAACCCCAUUCCGUGUUCCUUCGUUUUCUCUGUUUGACUUCGGUGGAAGCAACAUAAUUUUCCCCAAAUCAUAUCAUACGUAUCACAUUUUCACAUUUGGAAGCAGCAUAAGGCGAUCACGCAUGAAAGGAGUAUCUAUGACCUCGGUGGCGAAGUUGAUCCGAACAUCUCAGACAUCGGCAGUGUAAUUAGGGAUCUUAAAGGAAACGGCGACAUGUGAUUGUGUAGUGAGGUUGUUGAUCUCAAAUGAGAAACGGUUCAAUCAAAUGGCGGAAGGAAGGGACGUCCGUGAGAUCCAGUCUAGCAACCGUUCAAUUCUCACCUCCCUCAACCUAAAAUCGUUUCUAAAGAGGUGAUGACAUAUGUAACUCAAGAAGUGAAGGAUCUGUAUCAUCUUCUAGAAAAUAAAAUUUCUGCAUUUGGAUUUGGCAUCAAUAGUACAAUCUCUGGAAAAAUAUCUUCAACAUCUUCUGUACCAGAAGUGCCGCUUUCUCAGUACAUUCCUGCUUUGGAAAAAGUAGCAACCUUAAGACUCCUACAACAGGUGUCCUAAGUGUACCAAACAAUGAAAGUUGAGACUUUAUCAAAAAUGGUUCCUUUCUUUGACUUCUCAGCUGUAGAGAGGAUCUAUGUUGAUUUUGUCCGGCAUAAUUUCAUUGCUAUGAAAGUUGACCACAUGAAGGGUUUUGAAUCCGACACACUGCAAGGGUAAGUAAAGUAAAAGAAAAGAAGAAAGAUUGGUCCUUUUUUCAUGCAGAUGAUUGUUGGUUGUUUAUGUUGUGACAUUCUAGGAGAAGGUGACAAAGAAAUCCUUGAUGGAGUUGGCAAUACAGGAGCAAGUUAGAGAGAGGCAAGAAAUGGAAAAGAAGAUGCAAAAACUAAUCAAGACCAUGGAUCAUUUUGAAAGAGCCAAAAGGGAAGAGGCUGCACCUCUUAUUGAAGCUUCUUUCCAAAGAUGUUUGGCACUUUGGCUGAAGAGAAACUCCGCCAUGAACACGAACAACAGCUUGAGGUUGAACUGAGCAGAGAGUGUCAUGAAGGAGAUCUGAAGGAGAAGUAUAGACUUGCUCGUGUUAUGGAACAUAAGAUGGAACUUGAGGAAAAAGUUGUGAGCAGACAAAAGGCAGAGUAUGAUAGAAUGAGAGCUGAGAGAGAGAGGAAAGACUUGGCCAAAUCCUCAAGGCACAAAAAGAGGAAAGGGACCUAAAAAGGAAAAUGUUGUUUUAUUUGAAGACUGAAAAAGAAAGGCUCAACAAGCUUCGUGAGGAAGAAGAAGCCCGCAAACGUGAAGAGGCUGAAAGGCGCAAGAAAGAGGAGGCUAAACGGAAGGCGAAGUUGGAUGAAAUAGCUGAAAGGCAGAGGAAAAGAGAACAAGAACUUGAAGAAAGAGAGAGGCUUAGGAAGGAGUGCAACACCGCUUGAUGGACCAACCAGACCGUCUGAGCUUAUCUUAAUUGAAAAUUUAAAUGAAAAAUUAUUAAUUUCCAUACAAGGUAGAUGAUUUUAUUAACAUAUAUAAAUAUUUUAUUAUGAGAAUUAUAAAUAAUAUACUUGAACUAACGGUUGUACUUGAAAGAAUAGCAAAGAUGAUGGUUUAGACAACAAUUUGAUUGGUCAAUUUGGUGUUGGAUUUUAUUAUGCCUUCCAGGUUGCUUACUGAUAACAUUAUGUAUUAGAUAACAUUUUAUGUUUAAUUUGUAGCAUUUUGAUGUAUUGGAUAUUAUUAUAGUUUCUAUAGAAAUACUACUUUUGGUUUUA
Molecule: messenger RNA, 5068 nt
Organism: Lactuca sativa (garden lettuce)
Lineage: Eukaryota; Viridiplantae; Streptophyta; Magnoliopsida; Asterales; Asteraceae
Source: RefSeq, a predicted model, not a curated record